AUGUAUUCAUGGGAUUGGGAUCGGGCUGUCCUUGAUGCUUCUGAAUAUCAUCAACUGCAGCAAAUGAAGGACUUAAUUGAGUCUCUAGCUGUGAAUAUAGGGACAGGCAAGUGGUCUUGGAAAUAUGAUGUGAAUGGCAGCUUCACUGUGGCGGGAAUCAAGAAGAUAUUGAGUUCGGUUAACCGUGACAACCCCGUUAGAGCUUUCGAGUGGAAUAAUUGGGUUCCGAAAAAGGUCGCUAUUGUGGCGUGGAGGGCUGAAAUGGAACGGCUUCCAACUAAGUGUGCGCUUGUGGCUCUUAAUGUUCCAGUACAAGGUCAAGACUGUGUGUUUUGCGGGGAGUAUGCAGAGACGAGCGAGAAUCUUUUUGUUGCUUUCCAUUUCGCACAAUCAAUAUGGUUGAACAUCGCGGAGUGGUGUAACAUUCAGCCGGUCAUAGCAUUCGGGAUCAAAGACCUCCUUAGUCUGCAUGAGGUUAGCUCCGGUUCCUCGAAGAAGAGAAAGGCGGUCCAUGCCAUCGUGUUGGUGGCUCUUUGGUGUAUAUGGAAAUUGAGGAAUGAGAUAGUUUUCAGACAAGGUGUCCCGAAUUAUACAAAUACUUUGGAUGAUAUAAAAUCGAUGGCGUAUCUUUGGAUUAAGAAUAGAUCAAAGAUGGGAAUGUUAACAUGGGAGGAUUGGGGAAGAUUUAGUUUUGCAGGUUUUUUAUUCAUAAUUAUGUAA
Molecule: messenger RNA, 720 nt
Organism: Helianthus annuus (common sunflower)
Lineage: Eukaryota; Viridiplantae; Streptophyta; Magnoliopsida; Asterales; Asteraceae
Exons: 1
Coding region: 1-720 (239 amino acids)
Source: RefSeq, a predicted model, not a curated record